CUUUGGGUUGGGCGGGCACUUUUCGCUUUGUGCAGUUUCAGGGCUUUGCAGACCAGGACAUUCCUGGCUGGGUUCCAGGCUGGUCAUUGCAGGGGCGAUCCCUCCUGGGAGGGACAGUCAGCUCUGUCCGCUGUCCAUGCCUCUGUGCAGGUGGAUCUGUGGGCAAGGCUUGGCUGCCUCUGCCCUGGGAGUGAGCCCAGCGCUGGGAGGCAGUGCAGGGCUGCCGGGGCGGGCGCUGAGCUCGUUCCCAGCUCCUCCUGAUACGGAGCGAUCCGCAGAGCUCCGCUCUGGGCUGUUCCUGCCUCUCCCCUGCGAGGCUCUGUCGCAGCCCAAGAUCUCCCCUGGCUUUGGGUGCUGAAGCGACCCAGCAGCAAGUUCUCCUCCCAAAAUGAUGGAAAAUAAAGUGUUCCUGUCGUUCACGUUCUACAGCACGAUUCUGAUUUUAAAAAUGUAUGUCGUUGCCAUCAUUACUGGCCAAGUGAGACUCAGAAAGAAGGCAUUUGCAAACCCAGAGGACGCCCUGCGCAAUGGGGGGCUGCAGUUCUACCGCCAGGACCCUGACGUGGAGCGGUGCCUCAGGGCCCACCGCAACGACAUGGAGAACAUCUUUCCCUUCCUCUUCCUCGGAGCCAUCUACUCCCUGCUGGAUCCCAGUCCCACGGUGGCCAGGAUCCACUUCCUCAUCUUCUGUGUGGGAAGGAUCGUGCACACCAUUGCCUACCUGCUGCAGCUGAGGGCUCCCACCCGCUCCGUGGCCUACGGCGUGGCCCAGCUGCCCUGCUUCUCCAUGGCCCUGCAGAUCCUGCUGGCCACCACCCCACACUGGUAACAGCCAGGGAGGGCCAGCACCCAAAGCAAACCCCUCAUCCUGACUCUGCUGGGCCCCACGGGGAGGGAGAGAGUGAGAGAGAGUGAGAGUGUGUGUGUGUGAGAUGUCAGCAGGGAGGUCACCUGCACCCUGAGGAUGUUCAGUGCAGCCUUGAUGCCAUCAGGAUUUGUCAGAGGAGGCACCAGAGAGCAGGGACGUGCAGGAAGGGAGUUUUCUCUCUCUCCUGCUGAGGAUGAGAGGUGGAAAGCACAUGGACUACUCCUUGAGGAAUGGGGUCAUUGAAGGGAAGGUUUUCUGAGUUUGGAACUGUGACUGUGACCUUUUCCUCCUGGUCAUGGAUAUCCCAUGAAUCAGACAGGGAUCCCACAAAGGGAUCCCAUGAAUCAUGAGGGUCCCACAAAGUGUCUUAGUCAGCAGAUGUGCUUGGUAGCAGAGGUUAUAAAGCAGCCUCCCUUCUCCUGCCCAGCCACGUGCAUCUCUGGGAAUGUCAGUCCCUAAGCAUUUAGUCCCUUAGGUUCCCUCUCCACCAAGGAGCACAGGAGGCUGGUGCCUUCCAGGCAGGCUGACAGGGAAGCCAGCACCCCAGGGGUGAUGUUGUGAAGCCAUUGGAGCAUUCGGUGCUCCCAGUGCCACCUCGUGUCACACCACAGCCCACAGCUCCCUGCCAGGAGCCCCACUGCAGCAGGACCUGGAGCUCCUGGCAGCUCCCAGCCAGCACAGCUGAGGCUUUUCCAUCUCAGCCUCACCACAGCAGGAUGCACAGUGACAUGCCUGGAGAAGCCAGCAGGAAUCCUUUACCCUGGACACACAGCCUGAACACAUUUGCUGGACACAAAGUUCUGGGGCUUCUGGAAUGUCUGAAAUCUGGCACAGAACAGGGGCUUUGCAGACAGGGUUUUCUCCCAAAGGGCAGUCUAGUCCACAUGCCACUAAUACCUGAAAAUGCCCCAGAGCAUCAGACUGAGUUUCUCCCCGCUGUUUGUAGCCUUUCUCUUGCCGUUGCUAUUUUGGAAAUGUGCCCUGAUUGCCUCGGGGGAGUUUUCUUUCAGCUGUUUCCUGCUGUCCACUGCUGCCACUCACAGCCUGGAGCAGCUGGUGUUUGCAGAAAGCUCUGGAAAUGAGCAGAGGAGCUUUGAAAGGAGCAUUGCUGCUCUGCAGGGUCACCCAGAAGUGUUGGGGAGGAGAGGCUGGGACCAGGUACAGGCAUGGUGACAAGGGUGACAAGGGCCCAUGGGCUGCUCUGCCACACAGCUGUCCCAGGUGCCAGCAGCAGCAGAAAUGGAGCAUCCCUCUGGAGGAGGAGGAGGAGGAAACCUCUGCUGUUCAGUGCCUCCUCCCUCCUCUGAGGGCAGCACAGAGUCUGAAUAGCACAGGGGAAAAGCCAGAAUGAGUAGAAAAUAAAUUCCCCUCCUACCUGUCCCAUGCACUAAGGCUGAAAUUCCCCUCCCACCUGUCCUGUGCACUGAAUCUGCUCCCUUGACUCUGCUCUGCUCAGAGAUCUCUCGCUGAGCCCUCACUGAGCACUGGGGACACACGUGCCCAGACUGGGGACACACCUGCUCACACUGAUGCUCAGCCUUUGCUCAGCUCAGGUGAAGGUUUCUGUACCAGUAGCUCCACCCCAGAGCAGUUGUGGCCUCGGGCUGAGCUGUGUGGUGAAGGUUGGGGUGGAAUUCUUUGCUCUCCCGCUGCGAGGAAGGUGGGCAGGAUUGCAGAUUCAGCACUUCACUCUUGGACACUUCUCCUUCCCACAGAUGUCUGGGUGACACAGACCCCUCUUAACAAAUCUUUUCUGCCUCACGUGGUGCACAAGGUCUUGCACUGCUGUAUGCUUCUCUGCUGCUGCACAUGCAUCCUGGUGGCAGGAAGCAAAUAUUCCCAAUAAAAACAAAUCAUUGUGCUCUGAUACAUCCUUCCUUGGGGAGCAGCAGAUGCAGCUGGGCAGCAGCUGGGUCCAGCCCCAGCAGGAUGGAUCUCAGCAGGAUGCUAAACCCCACUGCAGAGCCUGGAGUGUCCUGGGACUUCUAGAGACAUCCCCCCUGUCCUCUGCACUCACCUGCCCUGCAGAGGAACCUCUUUUCCAGGUGUGCAUUAUUUAAGCUGAUGCUUUAAAUCCAGCAGAGCUGGGAAUUACAAGCAGCUGUGCUCAUUUUUCCUUCCCUGAGUCGAAAAUUGUUACAAAGCUUGGUGUUCACCCAAAAAUCCUGGAGGGCUGGAGAAGCUCAGGUAAGAGGUAGUUGCUCUUCCUUCUGUUCUUAGGACUCAUAAAGGAGCUGCUUAUGUUUUCUUUUGCACUAGGUUGCUGGGAAACAAAUGCUUAAUUUCCCUGAUUUUCCCGUAUUUUCUAAAGUUGGUGGUGAUUGGGAGGUGCUGCCCACUGGGUUGCUGGGAAACAAAUGCUUCAUUUCUCUGGUUUUCCCCUAUUUUUUUAAAGUUGUUGAUGGUUGGGAGGUGCUGCCCUGUCAGUGUCUGUGUUAGUUUCAUAAAAUGGCUCCACUUGGUUGUUUUC
Molecule: messenger RNA, 3338 nt
Organism: Melospiza melodia melodia
Lineage: Eukaryota; Metazoa; Chordata; Aves; Passeriformes; Passerellidae
Gene: PTGES
Product: prostaglandin E synthase
Exons: 4
Coding region: 389-829 (146 amino acids)
Biological process (GO): prostaglandin biosynthetic process
Cellular component (GO): membrane
Molecular function (GO): prostaglandin-E synthase activity
Source: RefSeq, a predicted model, not a curated record